This is a messenger RNA of Acinonyx jubatus (cheetah), 1591 nucleotides long. It is a transcript of the gene WDR38, whose product is annotated as WD repeat domain 38. Bases 61 to 1059 code for a protein of 332 amino acids. The transcript is spliced from 8 exons. Lineage: Eukaryota; Metazoa; Chordata; Mammalia; Carnivora; Felidae. Gene Ontology annotation, biological process: negative regulation of transcription by RNA polymerase II. The record is from RefSeq and is a predicted model, not a curated record. Gene Ontology annotation, molecular function: protein binding. Gene Ontology annotation, cellular component: nucleus; transcription repressor complex.
CUUCCUCUAUCCACUCCACCUCAAGUGGGGCCGGCUGGCUGGACCAGCGCCCUGGGGCCCAUGAACAGCGGGUCCGCAGGAAGGCUGGCCGUGGGGAGAGUGAAAUUCUUCGGCCAGCACCGCGGGGAGGUCAACUCCUCAGCCUUCUCUCCCGACGGCCAGAGGCUGCUCACAGCCUCUGAGGAUGGCUAUGUGUACGGCUGGGAGACCCAGAGCGGGCAGCUGCUGUGGAGGCUGGGUGGCCAUGCAGGCCCCAUCAAGUUCUGCCGCUUCUCCCCUGAUGGCCACCUUUUUGCCACGACCUCUGGUGACUGUACCAUCCGCCUGUGGGAUGUAGCAGAAGCCAAGUGUCUGCAUGUCCUGAAGGGUCAACAGAGGAGCGUGGAGACGGUUAGCUUUAGCCCUGACUCAAAGCAGCUGGCAUCGGGUGGCUGGGACAAGCGGGUGGUGCUCUGGGAGGUGCAGUCUGGCCAGAUGCUGCGCCACUUAGGAGGGCACCGAGACUCUGUCCAGAGCAGUGACUUCGCACCCAGCUCAGACCGCGUGGCCACUGGCUCCUGGGACUCUGCUAUCUGCAUCUGGGACCUGCGGACGGGGACCCCAGUGACCUCCCACCAAGAGCUGGAGGGCCACAGUGGCAACAUCAGCUGCCUGUGCUACUCAGCAUCCGGCCUCCUGGCUUCCGGCUCCUGGGACAAGACCAUCCACAUCUGGAAGCCUUCCACCAGAAACCUGCUUGUUCAGCUCAAGGGCCAUGUCACCUGGGUGAAGAGCAUAGCUUUCUCUCCUGAUGGGUCACAGCUAGCCAGCGCUGGCUACUCCCAUAUGGUCAAAGUCUGGGACUGCAACACAGGAAAGUGCAUGGAGACUCUGAAGGUAAGUAAGGUCCACGGAUGUAGCACCCAAGGGUGUAGGAAAAGGCCUGCCAGGGGGGGUUGGGAGCAGGCAGGACUCGCGUUCCCAGAGCCCAGUGAAGUGCUUUCGGCAGGGAGUCCUGGAUGUGGCCCACGCCUGUGCCUUCACCCCAGAUGGGAAACUCUUAGUGUCUGGAGCUGCUGAUCAGGCAAGAUGCCAAUUCCGAUGCAUGAUCAAAUCACCCAGAGCCUCUCAGAUAUAACAUCACCACAAAUGGCUCUUUGAUCUCAAGCCUGUCUCUCCCUGCCCAGGGCGCAUGGGACCUGGCAGAACGAGCCCCUGAAAGGACAGUGAGGGCAACUGCACGCCACAGGCCCAAAGUAACCUUAACAGAGCACCCUACAGAUCCCUGUGACCAGGAUUGGUCAUGGUCCCACGCCGGGGCUGCCAACAGCCGCAGGCAGGCCUACCAAAGCCCAGGCCCCUAGUAACCACAACCAGGGCACGCCAGCCCACCUCUCCAGCACGGUUCGCUGAAACACCCGCAAACAUGAAGCAAUGCCAGCCAGUUUGUUUGUGUUUUAUUGAUGCCGGUGCUCAGGCCUUGACCGCAUACUUCCGCAGUGGGUAUAGCCGCUCCUUCCGCUGCUGCUUCUUGGUCUUCAGGUUUUCCUCGUGCUUGUUUAGCCGGCGGCGCAUGGCACGUGUCUUCUUGGGCCGCAGAUCCAGGGGCUUA